This is a messenger RNA of Serendipita indica DSM 11827, 252 nucleotides long. The record is from the annotation of a GenBank genome assembly. Lineage: Eukaryota; Fungi; Basidiomycota; Agaricomycetes; Sebacinales; Serendipitaceae.
AUGUCCGAAUCACCACCACUCGAAUAUACCGGAGAGCACCAGGCAAUGGGUGCGACGGCUCCCAACAACCAGGGAAUCAAAGGCGAGAUGAAGGCGGAUAGCCAACAACGCGCAGAAUACUUUGGUCAAGGCGAAUCUUCGCAGCAUCAGUCGCAAGUCGGUGGAGAUAUCGACAAAGCAUCUGCUGCUGCUGGGGAAGCCGCUGAUCGUGCAGCGGCCAAGUAUAAAGAAGACAAGGAGCGCCGGUUCUAG